AAACAAUACAGUUAGACAAAGAAACCGAAAGGGAAGUGGUUGACUGUUACAAGACGAUUCCUUGUGAAAAAUCCAUAGAGCAAAUCAAAUUAGGUGAACAGAAAGAGCAGACAGUAUUGAAGCACUUGGAGAUGCCUGAUGAAGAAUUUUCCAAAAGUCCUGCAAAGAGGCCUCAUUCUAUGAUGAGAAAAACAGAAGAGGCAAAAGAAGAAGGAGAAGAAAAUGAGAAGAUAGUGGAAUCUCCAUUUUCCAUCAGUCAGGAAAACCAAACAAAAUCACAACAAGGAUUAGAAAUUGCAACAUCUAAGAAUAACAAGAUCCCAGAUACAGAGCUCUGUAAAGACCUCAAAAAGCAUACCCAUCUUUCAUCAACUUCUGUACCAGAGGAAACAGAGACAAAGACAUCAGAAUAUUGCAUGGGAUUUAUGAGGACACAAUUCAAGGGUCAUCAUAGUUCACAGGUAGGAACUGCAACUGAGGAAAUUAUUGAGAUUUCAUCUGAAGCGAGUGAAAUGCCCACCAGUGACUUUCCUUCAGGUACUUCAUACUUCCCUAUGCAUGGAACAGAGGACGAACUCGGUGUGAUGCAUAGAAGGUGCCAUAGUCUUGCAGAGGUAACCAAACACGUAGCAAGCAGAAGUCAAAAUAUCAGCGAAGACACUGAGACACUUACUGGAUCCACUUCCAGUAGACCUGAAAGUCAAGCGAAGAAUGUGGAAAUGCAAAUAGGUGAUUACGUUUAUUCUAAACGAACUGUGCAUCCCCAGACGUAUGAAGCCGAAAGUGUAAACACAAAUAAUCGGCCAAGAAAUACCUUUUUCAGAAGGCUUCGGCUGAGACUCUGUAAGAUGCUCUGGAACUUCUGCAAUAUUUUUGGAAUGGCCACCCAGGAAACUCGUACAGAGACCCCUGAGUCCUCAGUAACUGUUUCAGUAGCCACUUCAGACCUGAACUAUCCAUUGCCUUUUCAAAGCAUGCACGAUAAGACAAUGAGUAACAGAGUCUACGUGUCGUUUGCCUCCGAUAAGGAAACUGUCGUUCUAGAUUUGGGAACAGGCUACCUGAAAGCUGGAUUUUCAAAAGAGAAAAGACCUUCAUGUGUGAUCCCCUGCUUGGCUGGCAAACGCGAUUUGAAAUCUCCCCAGUCGAAACAAAGGAAGAUUAGCAGUUUUGUAGGAAGACAGACACUCCUGGAGAAGACACGUCCAUUAAAGCAUGGCAUUGUCACCGACUGGGAGUCCUUAAAAGAUCUCCUGAAUUACGUCUUCAAACAGAACUUGACCAUUUCAGUUGAAGAACAUGCAGUCUUGGUGUCAGAUCCUCCGAUGAGUCCUGUGAAAAACAGAGAGAAGUGUGCAGAAAUGAUGUUUGAAGAUUUCUGCAUCCCUGCCAUGUGCAUUGCCUACCAACCUGCUUUAUCUUUAUUUUCCUGUGGUACCACAACGGGGGUGGUAGUGGACAGUGGCUAUGGUGUAUCUCAUUCUGUGCCAAUUUACGAUGGCCACUACAUGCCCAGCAAUGUUGUUAGGGCUCACUAUGCAGGCCAGAACCUAAAUGAAUAUUUGCUAAGUUUACUGAAGCAGUCGAAUCAGGGGUUCAAAAGCGCCAUGCAAGACGUUGUGGAAGACAUUAAACAGAAAUAUUGCUACAUCUCGUUGAACGUAGAGCAUGAAAUGAAAACCCCAAGCAAGUAUCAGAUGGAGUAUAAACUCCCGGAUGGACAGCUGAUAACUCUCGGCUCAGAAAGAUUUCAAUGCCCUGAAGCGAUGUUCAACCCGAAAAUGAUGGGAUCCGAGGACCUGGGGUUGCACAUGAUGGCGUUGAAAAGUUUCAGCCGAUUCGAGGUGAACAUCAGAAAGGAGCUGAUGAAGAAUUUUGUCAUCUGUGGCGGCUCUACCAUGUUUCAAGGGUUCCCAGAGCGCUUUGAGCAUGAGCUGGCAAUGAUGGCCCUGGAUGGCACCCCAGGGGUUGUAGCUUUGCCAGACCGUAAUAGCGCAUCAUGGAUUGGAGGCUCAGUCUUGGCUUCCCUGCAAGAAUUUCAGCCUUUCUGGAUUCAUAAGAGAGAAUAUGAAGAAUGUGGGCCAUUCGUUCUGCAUCAGAAAUAUUUCUAGUACACAUAGACAUCGACUGGAAUGGACAGCAGGGGGCGUUCAUGAGCCAUCCAUGAACACAGAAUGAGACAAGGGGGGCAAUAAAAGUUGAAACAUAUUUUUUUUUUUGGGGGUGGGGGGCUCUGUUACUUGAUUCCCCUCCUCCUGGUUGUAACCUUUUACAUUUUGGCUCAGUUUACGUGCAAUUUCUUUGUUUUGAUCUUCUCUUUUUUAUUUGAAUAUCUCUCUAGUAUCUCUCUAGUAAAAAAAAAAUCUUGGGAGGGAGACGAGGGAGAUGAGACGCGAUCUUCUCGGAAGACACUUUGAAGACCCCCGAGACUACUUGCAUGACACGCCCUACUUACAAACAAAUUCUCGGAAACACUUUAACGUCCCACGAGACAAAGAGAUAAAGG
Molecule: messenger RNA, 2506 nt
Organism: Polypterus senegalus (gray bichir)
Lineage: Eukaryota; Metazoa; Chordata; Cladistia; Polypteriformes; Polypteridae
Product: actin-1-like
Exons: 1
Coding region: 132-2111 (659 amino acids)
Source: RefSeq, a predicted model, not a curated record